ACCAAUCAGCGGGCCGCGUAGCGCUCUUUAAGCCUGACAUAACUUGAACAGGAACAAAUUGUCCCAACAAUCAACAUCCAAAACUCCGGUGCACAUCAGAAGUGGAUAACACCGACUCGGAUUGCUGUGAAACUUUCUUAAACAACAACCAACCUCGCGAAGACGCAAAUACCUACCAGCUGUAAAAGGAUAUCGGUUUUGGUGUGGGGAAUAAAACCUAUCCUACAGACAUUAUGUCAAUGUUGCCUUCCUUCGGGUUUACGCAGGAGCAAGUGGCGUGCGUAUGCGAGGUGCUGCAACAAGGGGGAAAUCUAGAAAGGCUGGGCCGCUUUCUGUGGUCUCUUCCAGCCUGCGACCACCUCCACAAGAAUGAAAGCGUGCUGAAAGCUAAGGCGGUGGUGGCUUUCCACCGAGGGAACUUCAGAGAACUCUACAAGAUCCUCGAGAGCCACCAGUUCUCCCCGCACAAUCACCCGAAGCUCCAGCAACUGUGGCUCAAGGCGCACUACGUGGAGGCUGAGAAACUGAGGGGAAGACCACUCGGCGCGGUGGGGAAAUACAGAGUCCGGAGGAAAUUUCCUCUGCCCCGCACGAUCUGGGACGGCGAGGAGACUAGUUACUGUUUUAAGGAGAAGUCAAGGGGAGUUCUAAGGGAGUGGUACACCCAUAACCCUUAUCCUUCCCCCAGGGAGAAAAGAGAACUGGCGGAGGCCACCGGACUGACCACCACGCAAGUCAGUAACUGGUUUAAAAACAGAAGACAGAGAGACCGAGCUGCCGAAGCCAAAGAAAGAGAAAACAGCGAAAACAACAAUUCCGGCAACAACAAACAGAAUCAACUGUCUCCUCUCGAUGGCGGCAAGUCCCUGAUGUCCAGUUCGGAUGACGAGUUCUCUCCACCGCAAAGCCCCGACCAGAACUCCGUGCUUCUUCUGCAAGGAAACAUGACUCACCCCGGCGGCUCUUCUUACCCUCUGGCAGGCCUCAGCGCCGCACAGUCGGUACACAGCAUCCAAGGACACCCGCACCAGCUCCAAGAUUCGUUGUUGGGACCGUUAACUUCUAGCCUUGUGGAUCUCGGUUCCUAAACACUUAAGAUUUUAUUUCAUUUUUAUUUUUUUAAUGUAAGACAGAGACUGAGAUCCGACACUUUCAAUGUAUAUAAAAUAUAUAUUAUAUAAAUAUAAAAAUUCUAACAUCCCUGAGUUUUCUGAUGUGAAAUAGUAGCAAACCGUGGUACUUAAUAAAUUGACUGACGUUUGUCAAGUCGUUAAAUUGGUCAAAUGGUUCCCGCAAAACACAGUUUUGAUAAAGGCUCUUGUCCGGACUCGGGAUGUGUUUCCCUUCCUGUCCCAUAGUAUAAACUGUAGCUCCCAUUUAAGGCAACGCUUUCAUGGUUCUCAUGAACUCUAAACACAACGGAACACUUGGCUGGGUUUGCCAUUUUGCUUAAUUUAUGAAUACUUUUUUGUUUUUGUUCAGAGUUGAAUUUUUUUUUAGGAAACCUUUGCUAUGGAAACUGGGAUAGAGGUACCGUCCCCACAACCCACAAUUUCACAUUUUCUUCACAAGAUUAGUGUAUCGGCUUCAGCUAGUUUCCAAUAAACAUGACGAAAGGCGAA
This is a messenger RNA of Anguilla anguilla (European eel), 1622 nucleotides long. RefSeq names its product homeobox protein six1b. The record is from RefSeq and is a predicted model, not a curated record. NCBI's taxonomy places the organism in Eukaryota, Metazoa, Chordata, Actinopteri, Anguilliformes, Anguillidae. Gene Ontology annotation, biological process: regulation of transcription by RNA polymerase II. Gene Ontology annotation, molecular function: DNA-binding transcription factor activity, RNA polymerase II-specific; RNA polymerase II cis-regulatory region sequence-specific DNA binding. The transcript has 2 exons. Bases 234 to 1088 code for a protein of 284 amino acids. Gene Ontology annotation, cellular component: nucleus; transcription regulator complex.